AUGUCAGCCCUGAAAAUUACUUCAGUGCUUUCCAAAUUCCUUACUGCCAGAGGGACAACUACAAGCAGCGCUGCUGGGAGCCCCCGUGCUUUUGUCACUGCCACUUCUAGACCACUGCAGGCCAAAAAGGAUGAAGAGACCGCAGAAGCAUGCAAGGGUGUAACAGAGGCAGCAGAAUCAGUUAAAGAAGGUGCAAGAUCAGUGAAGAAUGCUGCUGAAACUGUUACAAAUAUGACCAAGGAGGUGACAGAAAAAGUAUCUGAAACUGCAGAAACCAUCACAGACAAGGUUGCUUCAGUAAUCAAGGACAAAAUAGUUGGCAUGUAG
This is a messenger RNA of Populus nigra (black poplar), 327 nucleotides long. RefSeq lists its product as uncharacterized. The transcript has 3 exons. NCBI's taxonomy places the organism in Eukaryota, Viridiplantae, Streptophyta, Magnoliopsida, Malpighiales, Salicaceae. The coding region runs from base 1 to 327 and encodes 108 amino acids. The record is from RefSeq and is a predicted model, not a curated record.